AUGGUUUCACCCGCGCGCGCCGAGCCGCCCUUCCCCGUGGAGAGCCUCCCGGACGACGUUCUCGCGCUCGUCUUCCGCUCGCUCGCGCAGACCUCCUUCCGCCACGCUCUCGUUUCCAAGCGCUGGCUCCGCCUCGCCACGUCCGCGCUCUCCCACUUGACCAUUCGGCAUCGGGAGUUGUCGACGCAAGAAAUACGCGAUUCCGAGCACUCCCGCAACGCGCAGCUCGCGUGGCUCUCGCUUCCGCGCCUUCUUUCCGCGCUGCGACGCUUCCCCACCCUCACGCACGUGUCGCUGAGCGAAUAUUCCAUCGUAUCCGCCGACGGCGACGCGCUCUUCCAAUGUCUGGCCGCCACGUGUCCGUUCCUGAGCCAUCUAACGGUGGAGCAUAAGUUUCGCAUGGCGGUUACUGUAGACGGCCUCGAGUCGCUCUUCCGUGGAUGCCGCAAGCUAAGGGAACUCCGGCUCCUCACCACCGACAGCCUCCCGCAUCUCCCGCCGUCCCUUUCGCUCCUCACGGAUCUCCAAACCCUCCACGUGUGCGCUCAUCCUCGCUAUGGCGAUGACUCGUUUCAGGAGCUCGUUUCGCUGCCCGAGAGCAUCGGCGCGCUGCAGCAGCUGCGGGAGUUGCGGAUCCGCGCGGGAGCGAGCUUCCAGAGACUGGGGGAGUGCGUUGGCCUCCUGACGAACCUCCGCAAGCUGAGUCCUGCCCGAGAGCCUGGCCUGGCUGAAAAAGUCAUUAUUGGUGCACUCUUUUCCGUGAUGGAAGUGAUCUCCCUGCCAUUGCUCACGGUGCGGGAGCUGAUAGAAUCCUCCUCUGCUGCCACGCACGCUUCUGCUGGUGCUGAAAGCGGCAGUCCUGUCGCCGCAGCUUUUCCACUGCUGCUAGUUGUGGUGGUGCUGCUGAUGCCUCUGCUGCCCAGUGCGUGGCUCUAUCCUGCCAUGCUGCUCGCUGCUGCGCUGCUGCUGGUGAUCCUUGUACCUAUCCGUGCCUUUGAUGUUGCAUCAAAUGGCACGGAACAACACCCGGGCCUAUUUUCCCUCACCAUAUUAAAGGUUUCAGACUGCCCGCUUAUCUCCUCCCUCCCGAAAAACUUCUCCUUCCCUGCCCUGCACACGCUCACCCUGCAUUCUCUCGGCGUUCCGAAAGAUCUCCUGGACUUAUCCAGCAGGCAGCUGCCGCAACUGCAGCGGCUGGUGCUGGAGAGGAUGGGUGCUGAGGCUGACCCAUGGCUGUUUGACCGCAUUCCUGGUGUGCGGUCGGGGAGAAUGCGGCUUUUUCUGCAUGUGAAAGCUCUGUUUGUGCUUCUUCACGUGGUGGAUUUAUUGCUGCAGCUUGUUGUGUUGCUGAUGAGGGCGGGUUGUUCGUGA
Molecule: messenger RNA, 1371 nt
Organism: Closterium sp. Naga37s-1
Lineage: Eukaryota; Viridiplantae; Streptophyta; Zygnematophyceae; Desmidiales; Closteriaceae
Source: the annotation of a GenBank genome assembly